AUGUGGGAGCCGCUGGGUGACUUCUGGCAGCAGCUCUGGACGCGGCUCGCCCACAGACACUGGGAGGAGAAGGCUGGCAGCUGUGUGCAGGACGGGCAGAGGUAUAAUGAUAAGGAUGUGUGGAAGCCCGAGCCCUGCCGGAUCUGUGUCUGUGACACUGGGACUGUCCUCUGCGACGACAUAAUCUGUGAAGACAUGAAAGACUGCCUCAGCCCUGAGACCCCCUUCGGAGAGUGCUGCCCCAUCUGCUCAACUGACCUCGCCACUGCCAGUGGUCAGCCGCAAUGGAGAGGACAGAAAGGAGAACCCGGAGACAUUAAGGAUAUUGUAGGACCCAAAGGACCUCCUGGGCCUCAGGGACCUGCAGGUGAACAAGGACCCAGAGGGGAUCGUGGCGACAAAGGUGAAAAAGGUGCCCCUGGACCGCGUGGCAGAGAUGGAGAGCCUGGGACCCCUGGAAAUCCCGGCCCCCCUGGUCCUCCUGGCCCCCCUGGCCCCCCUGGCCUCGGUGGAAACUUCGCUGCCCAGAUGGCCGGAGGAUUUGAUGAGAAGGCUGGUGGUGCCCAGAUGGGAGUGAUGCAAGGGCCAAUGGGCCCCAUGGGACCUCGAGGGCCUCCAGGCCCUGCUGGUGCUCCCGGACCUCAAGGAUUUCAAGGCAACCCUGGAGAACCUGGGGAACCCGGUGUCUCUGGUCCCAUGGGUCCCCGCGGUCCUCCUGGCCCCCCUGGAAAGCCUGGCGAUGAUGGGGUUGCAGGUCUGCCUCUCCUGGGCCCUUCCGCACUGUGCCUUCAACGUCUCCUCUUUGGACUGCAGGGUGCUCGCGGCUUCCCGGGAACCCCAGGCCUUCCUGGUGUCAAGGGUCACAGAGGCUACCCAGGUCUAGAUGGUGCUAAGGGAGAAGCUGGUGCUCCAGGUGUGAAGGGUGAGAGUGGUUCACCGGGUGAGAAUGGUUCUCCGGGCCCAAUGGGUCCCCGCGGCCUGCCUGGUGAGAGAGGACGGACUGGCCCUGCUGGGGCUGCGGGUGCCCGGGGCAACGACGGUCAACCAGGCCCUGCUGGGCCUCCGGGUCCCGUGGGUCCUGCUGGUGGUCCUGGCUUCCCUGGUGCUCCCGGUGCCAAGGGUGAAGCUGGCCCCACUGGUGCUCGAGGCCCCGAAGGCGCUCAAGGUCCUCGCGGUGAACCUGGUACUCCUGGGUCCCCUGGACCGGCCGGUGCCUCUGGUAACCCUGGAACUGAUGGAAUUCCUGGAGCCAAAGGAUCUGCUGGUGCUCCGGGCAUCGCUGGUGCUCCCGGCUUCCCUGGGCCCCGUGGUCCACCUGGCCCUCAAGGUGCAACUGGUCCGCUGGGCCCGAAAGGUCAGACGGGUGAGCCUGGUAUUGCUGGCUUCAAAGGCGAACAAGGCCCCAAGGGAGAGCCUGGCCCUGCUGGCCCCCAAGGAGCCCCUGGUCCUGCUGGUGAGGAAGGCAAGAGAGGUGCCCGUGGAGAGCCUGGUGGUGCUGGGCCUGUUGGUCCCCCUGGAGAAAGAGGUGCUCCUGGCAACCGUGGCUUCCCAGGUCAAGAUGGUCUGGCAGGUCCAAAGGGAGCCCCUGGAGAGCGAGGGCCCAGCGGCCUUGCUGGCCCCAAGGGUGCCAACGGCGAUCCUGGCCGUCCCGGAGAGCCUGGCCUUCCUGGAGCCCGGGGUCUCACUGGACGCCCCGGUGAUGCCGGUCCUCAAGGCAAAGUUGGUCCUUCUGGAGCCCCUGGUGAAGAUGGUCGUCCUGGACCUCCAGGUCCUCAGGGUGCUCGUGGGCAGCCUGGCGUCAUGGGUUUCCCUGGCCCCAAAGGUGCCAAUGGCGAACCUGGCAAGGCUGGUGAGAAGGGACUUCCCGGUGCCCCUGGACUGAGAGGUCUUCCCGGCAAAGAUGGUGAGACCGGUGCUGCGGGGCCCCCCGGACCCGCUGGACCUGCUGGUGAACGAGGCGAGCAGGGUGCCCCUGGGCCAUCUGGGUUCCAGGGACUUCCUGGCCCUCCCGGUCCCCCAGGUGAAGGUGGAAAGCCAGGUGACCAGGGUGUUCCUGGUGAAGCUGGAGCCCCCGGCCUCGUGGGUCCCAGGGGUGAACGAGGUUUCCCAGGUGAACGUGGCUCUCCCGGUGCCCAGGGCCUCCAGGGUCCCCGCGGCCUCCCUGGCACUCCUGGCACGGACGGCCCCAAAGUAAGUGAGGCUGUUGGGGUUGUCUGCGUCAGCCCAGGAGGCCCUGCUGGGGGAGGGGAGGGGGGAUGGGGACAGGAGAAGGGAAGAUGGAAGACAAGACAGAAAGGAGGCCUGGCAGGGGAGGAAGGGGGGUUUGGGUGCUGGGGUCCUGGGCAGGGUGACGUUGGUGAGAAAGGCCCCGAGGGAGCCCCUGGGAAGGACGGUGGACGAGGCCUGACUGGUCCCAUUGGCCCCCCUGGCCCUGCCGGUGCCAAUGGUGAGAAGGGAGAAGUUGGACCUCCUGGUCCUGCGGGAACUGCUGGUGCUCGUGGAGCCCCGGGUGAACGUGGAGAGACCGGUCCCCCCGGGCCCGCUGGAUUCGCAGGACCUCCCGGUGCUGAUGGCCAGCCAGGUGCCAAGGGCGAGCAAGGAGAGGCUGGCCAGAAAGGUGAUGCUGGUGCCCCGGGUCCUCAGGGCCCCUCUGGAGCUCCUGGACCUCAGGGUCCUACUGGUGUGACUGGUCCUAAAGGAGCCCGAGGUGCUCAAGGCCCCCCGGGAGCCACCGGAUUCCCUGGAGCUGCUGGCCGUGUCGGACCCCCAGGCUCCAAUGGCAACCCUGGACCCCCUGGUCCCCCUGGUCCUUCUGGAAAAGAUGGUCCUAAAGGUGCUCGAGGAGACAGCGGCCCCCCUGGCCGUGCUGGCGACCCUGGCCUCCAAGGUCCUGCCGGGCCCCCUGGCGAGAAGGGAGAGCCUGGAGAUGAUGGUCCCUCUGGUCCCGAUGGUCCUCCAGGUCCCCAAGGUCUGGCUGGUCAAAGGGGCAUUGUUGGUCUUCCUGGGCAACGUGGUGAGAGAGGAUUCCCUGGCCUGCCUGGCCCAUCGGGUGAGCCUGGCAAGCAGGGAGCUCCUGGAGCAUCUGGAGACCGAGGUCCCCCCGGCCCCGUGGGUCCUCCUGGCCUGACUGGUCCUUCUGGCGAACCUGGACGAGAGGGAAGCCCUGGUGCUGAUGGCCCCCCUGGCAGAGAUGGUGCGGCUGGAGUCAAGGGUGAUCGUGGUGAGACUGGUCCCGUGGGUGCUCCUGGAGCCCCUGGGCCCCCUGGCUCUCCUGGACCCGCUGGCCCAACUGGAAAGCAGGGAGACCGAGGAGAAGCUGGCGCACAAGGCCCCAUGGGCCCUGCAGGACCAGCCGGAGCCCGGGGAAUCCCAGGUCCUCAAGGUCCCCGAGGUGACAAAGGAGAAGCUGGAGAGGCUGGCGAGAGGGGCCUGAAGGGACACCGUGGCUUCACUGGUCUGCAGGGUCUGCCCGGCCCUCCUGGUCCUUCUGGAGACCAAGGUGCUUCUGGUCCUGCUGGUCCUUCUGGCCCUAGAGGUCCUCCUGGUCCCGUCGGUCCCUCUGGCAAAGAUGGUGCUAAUGGAAUCCCUGGCCCCAUUGGACCUCCUGGUCCCCGCGGACGUUCGGGCGAAACUGGCCCAGCUGGUCCUCCUGGAAACCCCGGACCCCCUGGCCCUCCAGGUCCCCCUGGCCCUGGCAUCGACAUGUCUGCCUUUGCUGGCCUAGGCCAGAGAGAGAAGGGCCCCGACCCCCUGCAGUACAUGCGGGCUGACCAGGCAGCUGGCAACCUGAGACAGCACGACGCCGAGGUGGAUGCCACGCUCAAGUCCCUCAACAACCAGAUUGAGAGCAUCCGCAGCCCUGAGGGCUCCCGCAAGAACCCCGCUCGCACCUGCCGGGACCUGAAACUCUGCCACCCUGAAUGGAAGAGCGGAGACUACUGGAUUGACCCCAACCAGGGCUGCACCUUGGACGCCAUGAAGGUUUUCUGCAACAUGGAGACUGGCGAGACCUGCGUCUACCCCAACCCAGCGAGUGUUCCCAAGAAGAACUGGUGGAGCAGCAAGAGCAAGGACAAGAAGCACAUCUGGUUUGGAGAAACCAUCAACGGUGGCUUCCACUUCAGCUAUGGAGAUGACAACCUGGCUCCCAACACUGCCAACGUCCAGAUGACCUUCCUACGCCUGCUGUCCACCGAGGGCUCCCAGAAUAUCACCUACCACUGCAAGAACAGCAUUGCCUACCUGGAUGAAGCGGCUGGCAACCUCAAGAAGGCCCUGCUCAUCCAGGGCUCCAAUGAUGUGGAGAUCCGGGCUGAGGGCAACAGCAGGUUCACAUAUACUGUCCUGAAGGAUGGCUGCACGAAACACACCGGUAAGUGGGGCAAGACUAUGAUCGAGUACCGGUCACAGAAGACCUCGCGUCUCCCCAUCAUUGACAUUGCACCCAUGGACAUAGGAGGGCCUGAGCAGGAAUUUGGUGUGGACAUAGGGCCUGUCUGCUUCUUGUAA
Messenger RNA from Puma concolor (puma), 4509 nucleotides. The record is from RefSeq and is a predicted model, not a curated record. Lineage: Eukaryota; Metazoa; Chordata; Mammalia; Carnivora; Felidae.